Molecule: messenger RNA, 522 nt
Organism: Hemiscyllium ocellatum (epaulette shark)
Lineage: Eukaryota; Metazoa; Chordata; Chondrichthyes; Orectolobiformes; Hemiscylliidae
Gene: lim2.1
Product: lens intrinsic membrane protein 2.1
Exons: 4
Coding region: 1-522 (173 amino acids)
Cellular component (GO): plasma membrane
Molecular function (GO): structural constituent of eye lens
Source: RefSeq, a predicted model, not a curated record
AUGUACAGUUUCAUGGGAGGAGGCUUGUUCUGUGCUGGUGUGGGCAAUAUCCUACUAGUUGUUUCCACAGCAACGGAUUACUGGAUGCAAUACCGCCAUUCUGGCAGUUUUAUGCACCAGGGAUUAUGGAGAUAUUGUGUGCCAGGAAAAUGCUAUCUGCACACUGACAGCGUUGCUUACUGGGAUGCCACACGAGCAUUUAUGAUCUUGUCCCUCCUGGCGGGCAUCAUUGGCAUCAUUAUUGGCAUCAUGGCAUUUAUGCAGUACUCUUCUUUCAACAAAUUUGAUAAGACGUUCGCUGCAGGUGUAUUGUAUUUUAUUUCAUGUUUGUUUGUGUUGCUAGCCAUGGCCAUUUACACAGCUGUCACCGUGAACUAUUAUGGUAAACGGUAUGGCCAUUGGCGCUUCUCUUGGUCUUAUAUCGUUGGAUGGGUGGCUGUGGUGCUCAACUUCUUUGCAGGUAUCUUCUACAUGUGUGCCUAUCGUAUGCAUGAGAGCCCACAAAGCUCAAAUUCUCGCUAA